AUGAUGCUCUCCAAAGCCAUUCUGCUAUGCUUUACCGUACUCACUAGCAUCACCGUCGGUACUGCCCCCGCAAGAGACCCCAACGACACGAUGCCAGUUUUUCUCAACCACAAAGGCAAGCCCAUACCCGUCGACAAGCCCACUCUCAACCCUCCGGUCUUGGACAUAAGCGAGUACCUGGUCAAACAGCUCAAGCACCAGACAGUAAACGAGCUCAAGAUGUGGAACGACAGCAAGAUCAACUACGCGUGCAAGAAGAUCUUCGCUAAAGAAGGCUACAAAGUCGAAGACAUUGAGAUGUUCGAGGUUGAGUACGAAGAUUGCUAUGAGAAACCAUGGGUCAUGUGUCGCCACAAAGACGCUUGGUACCAGCCCGACCUCAUGAACUUCUACAUCGGCCUGAUUCCCGUCAACAUGCGUAGAUUCAACCGCCACUUCAUCGCGCUGCCAGCCGACGACAAAGGUGGUCGAGAUACGUACAACGACUACGACACCAUUGUCUGGAAAGGGCAAGCCAGCCUACACAAUAUCAUCGCCGAGUCCGCAAGGUCAAUGGGCCAGUACGUAGGCGGAGGUUUUGGAAUCUGGAGUUCCGGUACUCUCAUGUGGUCCGAUCAGACGUGGUCCGACCUCGUCGAAAAUAACGCCACAGCGGUGAUGAACCCUACGUCUCAGAUUUCCCUCGAAGAGGCAUUUGCUCAGACUAUGGUGUUUGCCCUCGCGGAGUUUUCGGGCAUACCUUUGGCUUCUUUCAUCCCCGAGUAUGAGAAGAUUCGGCAGGUGGUAUUCACUUUGUGGGAGAGCUUCAUGUGGGUCUUGACUGCCAAUGACCAAGUAUUUUGUCAGGAGAGGAUUUUGGAGGAUAGUCCGGCGGGUUUGCCGGGGCAGCUACCGGAUAUUGAGGUCUAG
This is a messenger RNA of Alternaria hordeiaustralica, 909 nucleotides long. RefSeq lists its product as uncharacterized. The transcript has 3 exons. The record is from RefSeq and is a predicted model, not a curated record. Bases 1 to 909 code for a protein of 302 amino acids. Lineage: Eukaryota; Fungi; Ascomycota; Dothideomycetes; Pleosporales; Pleosporaceae.